CUUAUCUAAAAAGGGUGUGCCUUAGACCUACAUAAACCGAGAGUCCUGUAUUUUAUCAGCUGGACUAACUUUUGUCCAACGAUUAACAACAUGAAGGUUUUACUUAUUGUUUGCCUCGUGAAUCUUUGGACACUGACAUGGUCUUGUUCUUCGUCGGCUGAUUGUUCAAAGCUACACGUCUGCUUUGCUGGUACCAUUUACAUACUGGGCAAAAGAGCAACUGGCACAGGGUUGACAGGUGACUGUACAUUGUUGAAAACAGAGGGACAAAGCUGUUGGGUGACUGGAGGGUCCAUCACAUCACGUCCAGAUCAUGUCAUCAGACACAAUCUCCCAUGCGAGUUGGGCCUCUACUGUAAAGGCAUAGGAUUAUCGAUCGUGCCGUUUGGUGAAGCAGGUUCUUGCACAGCACUGGGACAAUAGAAAGGUGAAAUAUAAUUGAAUAAUAAAUAGAUAUUCGACGUAAA
This is a messenger RNA of Gigantopelta aegis, 467 nucleotides long. RefSeq lists its product as uncharacterized. The transcript is spliced from 4 exons. NCBI's taxonomy places the organism in Eukaryota, Metazoa, Mollusca, Gastropoda, Neomphalida, Peltospiridae. Bases 91 to 423 code for a protein of 110 amino acids. The record is from RefSeq and is a predicted model, not a curated record.